AUGUUGUCAGCUCCCGUUAAAUCGGCGAAGCGUAUCUCCUCCCUCUUUUCGCUGGGCUCGCACAAGGACCAGAAUGCGCCCGGUUCUCCGAUCUCGCCGGGGUUGAAUGGCUCCUCAGAUCUAUCUCAGGACAGGGGGCGACGAAGCAACUCACGACCGACUCGACAUGUAUCGACUCCCAAUGCGGUAUUCUCAGAACCAAGGACCGUCCCGAAUGCCGGUCCCGUGGGUUUCGACUUCGAAAGCCUCCCGCCCCCACCAUCCUUGUUGGCCGUCAAUCAUGACCUAGCCGUCAGUGCACCCAGCUCGCCCACCGAUGCUCGCCCGCGAAGCAGGGGUCGCGACAUGACCCGACCUUCCAGUUCGGCCGGGUUGGCCAUCCCGGGCUCCACACCAGACUCCCGCCCGGGCACGCCAUCGAAACGCAGAAGUUGGAUGCCGGGGAUGAUGGGUCGGUCGCGAGCGAGCUCGGUGGACAAGCGGAUGCCCACCCCGGUCUUGCCAAGCGCCUGGAUCGCCGGGUUAGAUCAGAAGGUGGCCUAUGACAUGGAGCCUCUGGCCAGAGGUGGACAGAUUGCCGAGUUGUGGAACGAAGAAGGCGACACAUUUGUCUACCUCUUCCCUCAGAACACUGACCGGGCGCCUUCUUUCAAAGUCGACUCCACCAUCUUCGCCGAAUCACCGUCUCUGACAUACCUGGCUCGUGGUACCGACUCAAGACAGAGUGGCUUGGAGCAGCAUACACGCACGCUUUCUCUUCAGAACCCAAUUUCACCGCCGUUGACCCCGCAGGAUCGGUUAGCAGACGACGACGACAAUGAUAGUUCAGGCAGUCAGCGGAUGGCAUUUGUUGAUGAUGGCGCUGAUGAAGUUCAAGAGCUGCACCUUUACCUCCCGAUUCCUCUGAACUGUGACGUGUCCAGCCCUCACUCGAAGGUCUCACAAGAAGAUCUGGAGACUCUGCUCUUGUUCCGCAACCUGUUUGCUUUCCUGCUGGGCCAAUCCCUCAUUGCGACCCCCAAAUCUGGAUCUCUCUUCAGCAUCUUCAUGGAUGUGGCUGUCCUGCUGUCAAGAUUCGAAUUCUCCAACCUGGAUGGAUCCAACUUUGGUGAAACUGCCACUUCCAGCUUCAGCAACUACUGCGACGAGCUGCGCCUGGCCGACGUGCGAAAGAGCCGUGAGAAGACUAUUGAAGCCAUUGUGUUGGGUGAGCGGCUUCGCUACUACCCGCUAUACCUGGAAGGAUUCGUGCACGGUGUUGGCAAAUUAGAUGAGCUCAAGCAGCUACGAAGCCCCAAAUACAGCUUCAUUCAUCCGAUCACCCAAAAACGCCUGGAGCGUGGCUUUAUCGACUUGGAUACCCGUCUGCGGGGCCUAUACGGCAAAUUGGAGGACUUUGAUUUCCCCUCAGUCUUCUCCGGUUUCGCGAACUCGACCUCCUCUGAGGAAAGCAAGAUCAUCCGCUUCAAGAACUGGAAGACCAGUUUCCAAGAGUUCCGCCGCUUCACCAUCAACUACUACCGGAACAAGUAUGGUGCAUGGCCACCCAAGGCUCGCUCUAAGAAGAAUGCCUUUGAAGAGAGCGGACUCAACCGCCAACUCCUUCUGGACUUGUAUCGUGAUUUCACUGAUCUGUAUGAUCUACUCGUCGACCGCACCAACCUGACCACCCGCACCAUCGACUCCUCCGGUCCCGGUGGGGACCCCUCGCCCACUGACCCCCAGGCUAUCCUGAUUCGUGCUCUCCGCCACGUGCUGAGUGAGUAUGACCGCAGUACUCCUCCUGUUGCGCCUCCCAUUCCGUUCGAUGUUCCUCAGAUGCCGUCCGUGCAAGGGCUGCACCGUAAGCCUCUGGACGCUAAGAAGGAGGCCAAGUACCGUGCCAAGAAGCUCAAGGCUUCCGACAUCAACGCCGUUCUCAUGGGCUCGUACACUCGUGAGAGCAUGCGACCAACUCCCUUCAUCGAGAGCUUCACCCAGUUUGAGCGACGAUGUGCCAACGGCAAGAGCGUGGAUGACCUGCUUGAAUUGCGAUGUGGGCAGUGGAUCUUCCUUUACGCUGUUCUUCAAUCCCUACCCAUGCUGGUUGUGGAUGUUCCCGAGGUUCGCUUUACGGGAGGUGUCGAGUACUUCCUCUGCAUUGCUCCCCGCGGCGGUGCACCCUGGAUUCAUAAUGACACCAAGACUGCUCGUGCCUGGUUUGGUGUUGCUGGUGGUGCUGGUGUGGUCAGCCUGCCCUCGGAUGUCGUCAUUAACGGUGUUGAGGGUGUUUACCGACGCAGCCACUGCUGGCAAGUCGCCGAGCAAUGGGCUGAGGCCGGCGCUCUUAUCGAGCCCCCGAUGGUCGAGGAUGCAUACGGGGAAGAUGAGUCCUCCAUCUCAUCGCCCUACCAGGGCCAGCAGUCUUCUGCGGGGUCUUCAUCCGAGCCGCACCCACCUUCGAUGCUGGGACACCCAGGAGGUGGCCUUACUCCACCACCGCCGGCCAUUCCUCGCACUCGGUCCCCGGGUGCUGCCCAGCGCGCUGAGCACCGUCACUCGAUCUAUCCGGGUCUGGAGGCUUUACCACUUCCUGCAGGUAUUGCCCCCAUUGAGCCUCCUACUCGUCCCAUCAGCCGCUUCAACCCGAACAUGAGCUUUGACGAUAUCUUAAAGGAGGUCCCCAAGAAGGACAAGAAGAAGCACUAA
This is a messenger RNA of Penicillium daleae, 2688 nucleotides long. RefSeq lists its product as uncharacterized. The transcript is spliced from 2 exons. Bases 1 to 2688 code for a protein of 895 amino acids. The record is from RefSeq and is a predicted model, not a curated record. NCBI's taxonomy places the organism in Eukaryota, Fungi, Ascomycota, Eurotiomycetes, Eurotiales, Aspergillaceae.